UUUUCAGAGGGACAGCUUUACAUCGCCAAGGAAUGGAACUUGAUCAUCAGUUAAGAGUAAUGGAAUGCGUCCAACAGAAUACGCAAGACCAGGCCUUGAUACCAUGGAAAUAUUGCAUGCAAACGGAUCAUCAACUAUCAAAAGAAGAGCUAGCAAUACUUUGGUGCAAGACUUUAAACCCAACUUACAGGAUGGUUUUGGAUGCUCUAACAAAAUGUGUCGAUGACAGUAUGACUUCCUUCGAAGUCGAAGCAUGGAUACCCAUCAUGCAAACAUGUGCUCAUUCGACGGCGACAGAAAUGACGGAAACUGCAAGCAUAACCUCUGCUUCUUCACAUACUACAUACAAAGGAACGCAAUAAAGGAAACGUUUUUAAGCCUUGAAAAUUAACUCGGAAUGAAUGAACAUUUUGUAGUAUUUUGCUUUAUGUCUGCAUAUAUAAAGCUUUUUUUA
This is a messenger RNA of Stegodyphus dumicola, 454 nucleotides long. RefSeq lists its product as uncharacterized. The record is from RefSeq and is a predicted model, not a curated record. Lineage: Eukaryota; Metazoa; Arthropoda; Arachnida; Araneae; Eresidae.